Messenger RNA from Microtus oregoni (creeping vole), 1161 nucleotides. It is a transcript of the gene Cxcl11, whose product is annotated as C-X-C motif chemokine ligand 11. Gene Ontology annotation, cellular component: extracellular region. The record is from RefSeq and is a predicted model, not a curated record. Gene Ontology annotation, biological process: neutrophil chemotaxis; chemokine-mediated signaling pathway; cellular response to lipopolysaccharide. The transcript is spliced from 4 exons. Gene Ontology annotation, molecular function: chemokine activity; CXCR chemokine receptor binding. The coding region runs from base 41 to 424 and encodes 127 amino acids. NCBI's taxonomy places the organism in Eukaryota, Metazoa, Chordata, Mammalia, Rodentia, Cricetidae.
GGGAAAUUCCUGCUGCUGCCAAGGACUAUUGGUCUAUAAAAUGUUCCUGCUUCAGCCUUCCACUGUUCUCUGCAGAGCACAUCGAAGCCGAGGCAGAGCAGCAGCAGCUGGGGUGGACAUGAAGGGCAUCGCCAUAGCCUUCGCUGUGCUAAUCUGUGCUACAGCUGUCCAAGGCUUCACUAUGUUCAGAGCGGGGCGCUGUCUUUGUAUAGACCCUGGAGUGAAAGCCGUCAGGAUGGCAGAUAUCGAGAGAGUCUCCAUAAUCUACCCGACUAGAGGCUGUGCCAAAGUCGAAGUGAUUGUUACCCUGAAAGCCAAUAAAGGAGAAACGUGCCUGAACCCCAAAUCAAAGCAAGCACACAUCAUACAACAGGCAAUAGAAAGAAAAAGUUCUUUAAAGCGCCAAAACCAUGUGAAGUCCUAAAGAAAAGGAGGGACUGGAAACCUGAAGUGUCUGUGACUACUCAAACAUGAACUGUGAGACAAACAACCCAACCUUCUGUCUCAGAAUAUACACCCAUAAAUUACCAGGCUGCAAAACCUUCUAGGAAGUUUGAUAUGCCUAACUAUUCUGCUUGGCUAUAGAAAUAUUUAUCUCUAAAAGUCACAUGUCUGCAUGGGUGCGCAUUCCACGUUACCUUCUGUGGUUACAAUGGACUCACUGUUACUGGAGCCCAGACCAGUACUGGACUCAAAAGCAUCUGUGUGUGUAGUAAGGCAUUCCUUAAAGGAUUUUUCAUACAAAUAAGCAUUCCUUUCCCCCAAAUAUCCCAAGGCACAUAAGCAUCUAGGAGAAAGUUUCCAUGUAGAAUCUUGUUUGUUCAUUCACGGGAUGUACUGCAGACAAUUCUGGAAAGAACCCUAAUGCUGCCUUAGUAACAUUGGUUUCCCCCAAAGUGUUCUAAAGAAGUGAAGAUGUACAUUUCUUUUUAUCUACUUUAUCACUUACAAUAGUCUGGAUACAUUUUAAACAUAAAUUGCUUUUGUUCACCAAAGAAAAAUAUUGAAAAAAAACCUAUGCAUAUCUAUCAAUCUGUUCUUUUUGAUUCUGUUUCCAAGAAAAAUAUAUACUUUGGACAUUUCCUUUGUCAUACUGUGAAUGGUAGGGACAGCUAAAACUGGCAUUCUUUAAAAAGAAUAAAACUCGUGUUUUUCUAGUCA